Messenger RNA from Anopheles merus, 2007 nucleotides. RefSeq lists its product as uncharacterized. The record is from RefSeq and is a predicted model, not a curated record. The transcript has 2 exons. Lineage: Eukaryota; Metazoa; Arthropoda; Insecta; Diptera; Culicidae. Gene Ontology annotation, biological process: proteolysis. The coding region runs from base 1 to 2007 and encodes 668 amino acids. Gene Ontology annotation, molecular function: aspartic-type endopeptidase activity; zinc ion binding; nucleic acid binding.
AUGCAGGCGGUGGUACGGCGAUCGGUUCCAGAAAUAUCUGCUAAGCUUUACGAAAUGGCAAACUUUUUCGGUAACAAUUUAGAACGGGUAAUUAGCCAUGGAAAACAUCUCGAUUUCAUUCGCACGGAAGAGGCGGAGAGGAAGCCGGAAGGAGAAGAAGGGAACUCCGCGCAGAGUCAGGAUGAUCGACGAGCGUUGAUAAGACCGGUGAAUGCUAUCCUUUCGGCGAAAGUUCCGGCUAAUCGAUAUAAGCCUUACGAGACAAAGUGGAGUAAAAUGCGAGAUACUGGAUCUCGAGUACAGAAGAAUGAGGAAAGGCGUGAAGGAAUGCGACUCUGUACGAAGUGCGGACGUACGCACGGUUGGGGCCAAUGCAAAGCAUUUCGCGCGAAAUGUUUCUCUUGCGGAAGAACCGGCCAUUUUGCCGAAUUUUGCUUUGCAGCAAAAAGGAACCAUAAUACAAUGGGAAUGAAACAAGAAGCCGAGCGUGUCAACCAGCUGAUAACUGGCAAGGCAACGUCAUCUGGGGUGAUAAGUGAUCCGCGUAUCGUGAAUUGUGUUAUAGGAUCGGUGGAGUUUAAAUUCUUGGUGGAUUCGGGGGCGACAGUGAAUACGGUAACUAAGAAAGGUUGGGAGAGGAUCAAGGAAGAAUGUAGUACGGUAAUUCAAGACAUUACAUUGCACCCAGAAGAAAUUUUGAAAGGAUAUGCUACUCAUCGACCGUUAGAAGUGAUAUGUUCAUUUCGGGCUUAUGUGGGGGUGAAGGAUGCUGGACAGGACAGGCAAUUGGCCAAGUUUUUUGUAGUGAACGGUACAGAGAUUUCACUUCUCGGUUUUCAAACGGCAAGUCAGUUAAAAUUAUUAAGGAUAGGGCUAGGGCUGCUAAAGAAGGAGAUAAAUUGUGCCGAAUUAGUUGGGAGAAAAACGAGCAUCGACAACAGUGAAUCGGGGCCAGGUGCGGCUGAUCAGUGGGUCAAAUUUCCGAAAAUCGGUGGGGAGCCGGUAAAAUUCCGAAUAGACACAUCAGUGAUACCAAAGCGCAUAAUUAGAUAUAACGUCCCGAUUGCGUUCGAGAAAGCAGUUAAUGAAAGACUUGAAGAUAUGGAAAGAAGGCAGAUUAUAGAAAGGGCUGAUAGGAGAGGUAGCACGAUAUCAUUUGUAUCACCAAUGGUGCUAGUUCCGAAGGGUCAGAAGGAUUUCAGAAUGGUUAUAGAUUAUCGGGAGGUGAACAAGGCAAUAGUUCGUGAGCCCUAUCCAAUGCCGUCGCUUGAGAAAGUGUGGGCUGACAUACCUCAUAAUGGAGGAAAAUUAUUUUUUACGAAACUAGACUUAAAGGAUGCAUAUUUUCAUAUAGAACUUCACGAAGAGGUGCGCCAUUUAACCACUUUUAUGACGGCUAACGGUUUGAUGCGAUUCACGAGGUUGCCUUUUGGGUUGUCGUGUGCACCUGAGUUGUUUCAGAGUGUUAUGGAGAAGUUAUUUGCAGAUUGUAAGAAUUUAGUGGUAUACAUGGAUGAUGUUCUAGUUUAUGGGCGAUCUUUAGAGGAGUUAGAGAAAUUAGUGAAGGAAGUAAAAAGAGUGAUUGAGAUAAAUCACCUAACGAUUAAUGAAGAAAAAUCGUUAUAUAAUCAGGAGAAAGUUGAUUUUUUGGGUUUCACAAUCGACGGACGAGGUAUUCUCCCCACCAAAGAGAAGAUUUCAGACAUAUUAAAGUUCGAUAGACCAAAAGACGUGUCCGAGGUGCGGAGUUUUUUGGGCAUGAUAACAUUUAUAAGCCCAUUCAUAAAAGGAUUUUCGCAUAAGACUAAACCCUUACGGGAUUUGUUAUCGAAAAAAGCAAAAUUCGAAUGGAAAAAAGAACAACAGGAUGCGUUUGAGGAGCUAAAAAUUGCAACAGAAAAUGAUUUGAUUAAGAGAGGAUAUUUCGAUGCAAAAGACAAAACCAUUCUGUACACUGAUGCGUCACCCUGGGGGUUAGGCGCUGUUUUAGCACAAGAAGGUUAUUAG